AUGCUAACAAUUCAGAUGAAAUUACCUGAAUUCAUGCAGCAAUGGAUUGCAGCUGAUAGAGAAGGGUAUAUGAAUUUUAUCCUUUUUGUGACGUCAAUGGCCGAUUUCAAUAUUCAAGACGAGGAAGAAGAGAAACGCACAGCAAUGGAACGCAGCAUAAGGAUACUCGAUCGAAUUCUCAGCGUAGAUGCUAUCCAGAACUGUGGGCUUUUGAUAUUUUUCAACAAACAAGACGUCUUCAAUGAAAUCGUCACAGAACUGGCGAAGACAGAUGAAGGCCGUGCUGAGAUCCUCAAACACCUCAACAACUCCUUAACGGAAGGAGCAAAACGGAAACUGGCAGAUGGUGAUCCUCCCAUAAAACUGGUUCACAAUGCAAUUGAGAGCAAAUUCAACAAUGUUAUUCAAAGACGGAAGAAAGGCACAAGGGUUUACAGAAAGUAA
This is a messenger RNA of Cooperia oncophora, 444 nucleotides long. The record is from the annotation of a GenBank genome assembly. NCBI's taxonomy places the organism in Eukaryota, Metazoa, Nematoda, Chromadorea, Rhabditida, Trichostrongylidae.